UCUUAAUGAAUAAAAAUGAUCAUCUCCGUGUUUUACAUACAGGUAACAGACCAGAUGAGGAAGUACAGCCUCCGUUUUCACACUCCGCCUGACUUACCAGUGAUAUUUAUUCACACCACACCAGUGAAUUCAGUUUUCACUAAAGAGGCCAUGGGGGACUUGUUUGUUCUUCUGCUUCUGCUGAGUGUCCAGACUACCAAGGCAAACUCACAUGAAAGCAUUUGCAAUGAAAACACAGAGUACCUGAAAGAUGGUACUGACUUGUGCUGUAAGAAGUGCCAACCUGGUUAUCAUUUAGGAGAGCACUGCUCAGAAAACAAAGAGACUGUGUGUGAACCAUGCAAAUCAAACACAUAUUUGGAGAACUGGAAUUAUGCUCAAAAUUGUUUCUCCUGCAAAAUAUGCAAUCCAAGAAAAUUACUUCGGUACGAGCAGAACUGUACAUUGACCAAAAAUGCAGUGUGUGUUUGUGAACCUGAGACGUUCUGCGCCAUUCUUCUUAAACCAGAGUGUUCUGCUUGUAAGAGGUAUAGAAAAUGUCCUCCAGGCCAAGGAGUUUCUGUGCAAGGCACACCUUCUUCAGAUGUCAAAUGUCAGAAAUGCCCCAAUGGAACAUUUUCUAGCAUUUCCUCCAACAGUGAGAAGUGCAAGCCACACACAGACUGUAAAGGGAGGGCUCUUGUCAAAAAAGGUGAUGCAAUCUCUGAUAAUAUAUGUGAAGAUGAAGCUCCAAAACCCCUAAAGCGAGCUACACCAAGGGCCCCAGUUGUGAUUGUCCUCACAAGUACAGAAGCAAACAAUCCAGGAACAACAAUAGACUUUACAACGACUCGUGGAGUAAAAGGUUUCACCCAGACUUCCAACACUUUUGUUUCAUUCGAAUCAUCUUCUUCAACAAAAAGUCCCCAUACAACAAAGCAACCUGACAUAAAACCAGUUGUAAUUGCCAGCAGUGUCGUUGGAAUCUUUUUCCUUCUCCUGACUUUUGUGUCCCUUCUCUUCUUUUACAAACGACGGAGGACAGAUUCUGCAAAGUUGCAUCCUAAAGUAGAUGCUAACGGAAACUGCGAGAACGGCGGCAAAAUUGUUCAGAGACAUGAGGUGGAACGUCAGAAGAUGGGUUUGACCUCUGAGCAACAGUGUCUUCUGGGCAAAAGUGAAGCUGGCAGUGAAGAAAGUCAAUGCAGCAACAGUUCUGAUACCUCAACAAAACCAGACAAUUUCAUCAGUAAUGAGCCCAGCACUCUACUCUCCAAGUCAGACUUCAACAAUCCCAUCUUUGCUUUGUCAGAGCCCAUGACUUUACUGUCUAACCCUGAGGCGGUCACCCCCCAGCCCAGCAUCCCAGCACAGCCCUCCUCUCAGCCCACCAGCCCUCAAAUCAUUAGUCCAGUGACUGACCGCCCCCAUGUUAAUGUAAACAUUACUGUGCACAUAGGAAAUGGAUCCUAUCAGACUGUCAAUCCGAUUGACACAAGGCAAGCAGAGUGCCAGCUUCCCUUUGAAGAGGAAGAUUGGUCUGUCAGUACCCCAAAGCAAGAGGAAGGCGAGCAGACGUGUGAAUCUGUCCCGGAGAGUGGCGCUAACAGUACUUACUAUAUCCCUAAACAAUUUGCAACAUGUAAACAGGCUGAGUAGACAAAGACAUGUAUUUAAAUUGUUGGAGUUGGGAAUUUCUCUUCAGUAUUUGUUGCUGCUAAAGGACUAAAAGUCCUCCUGUGUUUAGUUUCAAAAGCAUUCCUGUUAAUUUGUAAAUAAUUGGAUGUAAAUAAAAUGUGAAUACUGUC
Oryzias latipes (Japanese medaka) is the source of this 1787-nucleotide messenger RNA. RefSeq names its product tumor necrosis factor receptor superfamily, member 1B (gene tnfrsf1b). Gene Ontology annotation, biological process: immune response; apoptotic process; signal transduction. Gene Ontology annotation, molecular function: transmembrane signaling receptor activity; protein binding. The record is from RefSeq and is a predicted model, not a curated record. Gene Ontology annotation, cellular component: membrane. NCBI's taxonomy places the organism in Eukaryota, Metazoa, Chordata, Actinopteri, Beloniformes, Adrianichthyidae.